Messenger RNA from Parnassius mnemosyne (clouded apollo), 2100 nucleotides. NCBI's taxonomy places the organism in Eukaryota, Metazoa, Arthropoda, Insecta, Lepidoptera, Papilionidae. The record is from the annotation of a GenBank genome assembly.
AUGAACGCUAAUAAAGGCGCUACGGUGUUGCACUUAAUAUUGAUUGCUUUCUACACACGGUAUGCGUGCGCCGACGACCACUUUAAGAUGGGCGUUAACACAAACGCGGCGGAAGCGAUGCAGUUUCUGCGAGAAUAUGACAGAGAGGCGUCUGGAAUGUGCUACAGGGUCACACUGUCCCAAUGGAAGUUUGUGACCAACAUAACCGAGCAUAACCGACGGCGAAUGGCAGAGGAGUUGGCGCUCAGCUCGAAGUUUGAGAGGCUCUCAUGGCGUAAGGCGGCUGCGUUCGACGUCUCCCGGGUUCCAGACCCUCAAGCCAGGAGACAGCUGAUGAAAAUUGUGCAGUCCAGUCGCGCAGCCCUACCAGAGGACAAAUUUACUGAGCUGCAACAGUUAAUAUCAGAGAUGAAAGAGAUCUACAACUCUGCAAAAAUUUGUCCAUUUGGCCAGAAGCCGUACGAUCCGCAUGUACCAAAAGUGGGUUAUCUUGGGGCUGAAAAACAGGAAGAUGAUCGGAAUUAUCCAGGACAUCAGCAGUAUAAACUAACCAAUCAGCCCUAUCAACAUUACCAACCUUACCAAGAUAAUGCAGAGUACCCUAAUUAUUGCGACAUGCAGCUGGAUCCGGAAAUAACGAGGAUAUUGGCGCAUUCGAGGAUAGAGAGCGAGUUGUUGUACGUGUGGAAGAGCUUCAGGGAUCAAACGGGGCCGAAGUUGAAGAACAGUUUCAUGAGAUAUGUUCAGUUGACGAAUCAGGCAGCUGUUGAUACCGGGUUCCGGGACGCGGGCGAGCAGAUGCGUGCAGCGUACGAGGACCCGUCGUUCCGCGCGAGUGCGGAGGAGGUGUACAACCAGGUGGCGCCGCUGUACAAGCAGCUGCACGCGCACGUGCGCCGCCGCCUGCUGCAGCGCUACAGCAGUCACGGCCUGCGCGCUGAUGGGCCCAUCCCCGCACACCUGCUGGGUAACAUGUGGGCACAGAACUGGAAGUCGAUAAUGGAUUUGGUGAUGCCGUUUCCGAGUUCGCCCAGCCUCGACGUCACCUCGGAGAUGCUUCGCCAGGGCUUCACACCGCUCAGGAUGUUCCAAAUGGCGGAAGAGUUCUACACGUCGAUGGGGCUGAAGGCGCUGCCGCCGGAGUUCUGGCGCGCCUCGCUGCUGGCGCGCCCGCAGCGCGCCGGCGUGCAGUGCACUGCCAGCGCCUGGGACUUCUGCAACCGCAUCGACUACAGGAUCAAACAGUGCACGGAGGUGAGCAUGCAGGACCUGGUGUCCACGCAUCACGAGAUGGCGCACAUUCAGUACUACCUGCAUUACGCGGAACAGCCACAACUCUUCAGAGACGGCGCCAACCCAGCGUUCCAUGAAGCGGUGGCGAACGCGGCCACGCUGUCUGUGUACAACGCGCCACACUUACAGCGUCUCGGACUCUACAAUAACAAGUCUCACGACCAGUAUGAGGUGAGCAUGAACUUCCUCAUGGCGAUGGCGCUGGAGAAGGUGGCCUACCUGCCCUUCGCGUUCAUGGUCGAUCAGUGGCGCUGGUCCGUGUUCGAGGACGGAGUCCAGGACAUGAACGCCAGGUGGUGGCAGAUGAAGCUCAGGUACCAGGGUGUGAUCCCGCCAAUACCGAGAACGGAAGCGGAUUUUGAUCCCGGCUCUAAAUACCACAUCAUCUCCGACCAGGAGUACGUGAAGUACUUCCUGGCGACGGUGCUGGAGUUCCAGAUCUUCGAGCAGAUGUGCCGAGCGGCUGGGCACGCUGGACACCUGCACGAGUGCGACGUGCACCGCAGCCGGGACGCCGGCAGACUGCUCAGUGAAAUCAUGCAGGCGGGCUCGUCGAAACCGGCCUCGGAGAUUAUUCGCACGAUGACCCGGGGUAAAACCAACAGGAUAUCACCGGAGGCGAUCGUCAAAUACUUCCGUCCCCUGGAGCUGUGGCUUCGCGUUCAGAACCGUGAAGAGCCAGUGGUGGGCUGGAACUCGAACGCGGACGACGUGAAGUUGUUCGCGCCACUGCGGGCGGCCGCCAUUUCGCGCACCGCGUCCGCCAUCUUGUUGAUCGUUUGUAUCGCGAACCAACUUCUAUUGUAA